ACACACACACACAACAGUAACAAUAAGUAGAGAGAGCGACGAAGCCAUACUCCUGAUCUAUCUCUGAGUGUGUGAGACGGAUUCCGCUGCAUUCAUGUGCUUUUUGAGUUGUGUGUGUCAGCAGCAGGACUCAGCAUUAACCUUCCUCACUCACUGUUAGAUCCAAUCUCUCUCUACCUCAAUUCAACCCUAAGUCCACUCAUUCCUCUCUUCUCUCUUCCGAUUCCAAUUCUUUUCCGUUCCUUUCUUUCGCAGGUUUCUGGCAAUUUGAGAAUGGAAAUUGCUUGGAAACGGAAUUGAUGAUGAUAAUGGAGGAUAUAUCUAAAUACGCACACAGUCCUGCACACGUGGCAGUUGCGAGGCGUGACCACGCUGCACUGCGGCAUCUCAUUUCGACCAUACCUCGGCUUGCGAAAGCUGGUGAGGUUAACACAGAAUCUGAAUCUAUUGCAGCUGAGCUUCGAGCCGAUGAGGUGUCGGCGGUUAUUGAUCGGCGCGAUGUUCCUGGUAGGGAGACACCUCUUCACCUCGCGGUGCGUCUCGGGGAUCAGGUCUCUGUUGAGAUUUUGAUGGCUGCUGGUGCGGAUUGGAGUCUGCAGAACGAGCAUGGUUGGAGUGCUCUACAAGAAGCCGUGUGUACAAGAGAGGAAGCAAUUGCUUUGAUUAUUGCACGGCACUAUCAGCCUCUGGCUUGGGCUAAAUGGUGCCGUAGAGUUCCCCGCAUUGUUGCUUCCGCUGCUCGUAUUCGUGAUUUCUACAUGGAAAUAUCUUUCCAUUUUGAGAGCUCUGUUAUUCCUUUUAUUGGCCGAAUUGCCCCUUCGGAUACUUACCGCAUUUGGAAGCGCGGUUCUAAUCUCCGUGCUGAUAUGACACUGUCUGGUUUUGAUGGCUUCCGUAUACAAAGGUCAGACCAAACCUUUUUGUUCCUUGGGGAGGGGUAUGUUUCAGAGGAUGGUAAUUUGACUCUGCCUCCGGGUUCUUUGCUUGCUCUUGCUCAUAAGGAUAAGGAAAUCACCAAUGCUUUGGAAGGAGCUAGUACACAACCUACGGAUGCCGAGGUUGCUCAUGAAGUUUCUUUGAUGUCUCAGACAAAUAUGUAUAGACCUGGUAUUGAUGUUACUCAGGCUGAGCUUGUUCCCCAUUUGAAUUGGAGGCGUCAAGAGAAGACUGAGGCGGUCGGGCAUUGGAAAGCAAAAGUUUAUGACAUGCUCAAUGUGAUGGUGAGUGUGAAGUCAAGGCGGGUUCCAGGUGCCAUGACGGAUGAAGAGCUUUUUGCUGUGGAUGAUGGUGAAAGUAUGAUGAAUGGAGAAAACAAUGAUGAUGUGUUGACUGCUGAGGAAAGAAUGCAAUUGGAUUCUGCGCUGCGUAUGGGGAAAUCUGGUGGUAUUUGUCAGGAUGAGGAACAUGGAGGCGACUUUGAUGGUCAUGAAAAUGGCUCAGCAGCUUCCUAUGAGAAUUGUGAAGCUAAUGGUGUGGUCAAAGAGAAGAAGGGCUGGUUUGGUUGGAACAAGAAAAACUUGAAGAGCGGCAGUGACGAACCUGAGGAUUCAAAAACUAUGAAGAAAUGUUCGAUGUUGGGCCCAGAAGGUGGCAACCAGAGAUCAGGUGAUCAGCAAAAGUCACAAUCUGAGUUUCUGAAGGAGGAUCCAGGAGAAGUGAAGAAGGGAAAGGAUAAAAACAGUAAAAAGAAAAAGAAGAAAGGAGCAGUUACCGAGUCUAAGAAUGAGGGUGAGUACAAAAAGGGUUUAAGACCUGUCCUGUGGUUGACACCAAACUUCCCUUUGAAAACAGAUGAGCUUCUGCCUCUACUCGACAUCUUAGCAAACAAGGUUAAGGCUAUUAGGAGACUCAGAGAACUUUUGACAACUAAACUUCCUCAUGGAACCUUUCCUGUCAAGGUAGCUAUCCCUAUAGUCCCUACUAUACGGGUCCUUGUGACUUUUACCAAAUUUGAGGAGCUUCAGCCAGCAGAGGAGUUUUCAACUCCACUUUCCAGCCCUGCAUACUUCCAGGAUGCCAAAUCCAAGGAUUCAGAAGGGUCUGCAUGGAUUUCAUGGAUGAAAGGAAGUCGUGGCACACACUGCAGCAACUCUGAUAGUCACAGAUAUAAGGAUGAAGUCGAUCCUUUCAAUAUACCUUCAGACUACAAAUGGGUGGAUGCCAAUGAGAGGAAACGACGUAUGAAGUCUAAGAGAGCCAAAAGUAGGAAACAUAAGAAGCAGACUAUUGCAGAAGGAGGAGAUGGAGUACAUCCGGGAAGUGAGGAUUUGGAAGACUUCUAAUACCAUGGAAUCUCUGUAAUUGCUGCUUGAUAAUCGUAUAAUCGUUCCCAACAGGAAAGUGUAAGUCUUUGUGCACAAGCUGCGCACAGCUGACUUUUCUUUUCACAUUGGAUGAUGUCGCCAAGAAUUUAUUGGAAACUCUUUGGGCGAUCCUUACUCUUUAAGGGUGCCUCUAUGUUUUUCCCCAUUUGCGACAUUGGAUUAAGAAGAGAGCUUUCAUUAUCUGGAAAUUAUUGUAUUGUCAUGUGAAGUGAAAUUGAAGAGAAAGAGUCUAUAUCGCCUUCAAUUGCUUGGCUUCGUUCUAAUUUCCCCAAGAUACCAAUAUUUGUAUCUACAUGACUGCAUCUAUAUCGAUGAUUAUGAUUUUGCAUUUUUUGUGAGUGGUAUUUCAGUUUUCACUUUUCGUUCAUAAGUUUUGGCUAUUCUUUGGGACUGACU
Messenger RNA from Gastrolobium bilobum, 2720 nucleotides. RefSeq lists its product as uncharacterized. The transcript is spliced from 3 exons. Gene Ontology annotation, molecular function: protein binding. The record is from RefSeq and is a predicted model, not a curated record. The coding region runs from base 300 to 2282 and encodes 660 amino acids. Gene Ontology annotation, cellular component: cytoplasm. Lineage: Eukaryota; Viridiplantae; Streptophyta; Magnoliopsida; Fabales; Fabaceae.